This is a messenger RNA of Trichomonas vaginalis G3, 1212 nucleotides long. Its product is annotated as aminopeptidase protein. Lineage: Eukaryota; Parabasalia; Trichomonadida; Trichomonadidae. The record is from RefSeq and is a predicted model, not a curated record. The transcript has a single exon. Bases 1 to 1212 code for a protein of 403 amino acids.
AUGAGUGUUUCAGAAGCGGCAACUUCUGCUUUAACAAGAGUUGAAGAGAUUAUAAAAUUAUAUGGACCACGUUUAUGCGGUGACGAAUCAACACACAAAGCUGCGGAGUAUCUUAAAAAAGAUAUGGAAAAUUAUUGUGAUACCACAAAGUUGGAGACAUUUAAAGUGAAUCCAAAGGCUUUUCUCUCUUGGGUAAAGAUAGCUGAUGUCCUUUAUGUAAUAUCGAUCAUCUUGGCAUGGAUGAAUGUACCUAUAUUCGGUGCUCUUUCUGAAAUGUUGAUAGUUAUGUAUUACGUAUUUGAAAAUGUUUUAUUUAUGAAGUUUGCAGAUAGAUUUUUCCCAGAAAAGAUUGGAAAGAAUGUUUAUGGUAUUAUUGAGCCAACAGAAGAAGUUAAGAAUACAGUUGUAUACUCAGGUCAUCAUGAUAGCGCAUUCAUUUUUGGCUUUUACGAGUUCCUUCCAAAUCUUUUUAUUAUCAGAGCAGCGGUGGGCCUUUUAACACCAUUGGUCUUCUCGCUUGCCAUGUUCUACGAGUCCUUCUUAUUAUUCCAAAGCGGACAGGGACAAUUCAAUUUCUUUGGAGAAAUUCCAGCCCUUUCUCGCAAGAUGAACAUAUUCUUCCUAUUCUACACACCAAUUGCUCUCUCAUCUUGGAACUUUGUUAAGAACACAGGCACACCAGGUGCAGGAGAUAAUUUAAUUGCUUCUUCAAUCGGUGUUGAACUUGCUAAGUACUUCUCAGAGCACAGACCUAAGAACACAAGAGUCGUUAUUGCAUCAUUCGAUGGCGAAGAAGCCGGACUUCGUGGUGCAAGAGCUUUCUGGGACGCUCAUGCAAAGGAAUACCAGGAUGCUUACAAUUUCAACGUCGACUCACCAUUCUUCCUCAAAGAAUUGACCCUCCUUAAGUCAGAUAUCAAUGGAUUCCAGCCUCUUGACCAAAAGAUGGUUGAUGAUAUCAUUGAAAUCGGUAAGAAGAACAAUCUCCAAGUCAACCAGAAAGAUCUUUUGUUAUUACUUGGCGGAACAGAUGCUGCUGAAGCUGCUAGACAUGGUGUUCGCACAACAACUUUAAUUGGCUUACCAUGGACUGUUGGAAACUACCAACCUGUUUAUCAUACAAUGCUUGACAAGCCAGAAAACGUCGAACCAGAAGCAGUUGAUGGUGUUUUCACACUUGCAAGAGAAUUCAUUUUGUCAAAAGACCAGUAA